AUGCUUACUGAAGAAGGUGUCGAGAGUGCGUCUUCUUCGUCUACAACAUACUACGAAAGUUCUUUAAGUAUGAAUCGUGAAAUUGAUGGACGUAUUGCAUCACUUUUAUCUUCCCUACGAUUAACGUCACUUCGCAUUAACGUACCUCAAGAUGGAGAAGACGAAUUCUUAAAAAAAAUUCAUCGUCAGCUAGAAUGGCUAGUGAAUGAAGAACCUGAUAAUCAUAGGAGAAGACGUCUUCGACAUAUUUUGCCUGCAGCUAAUUGUGUACGAGAGCAACUUUUUGUAUUACGACGUUACUCACAUAAUCCCACUAUUGCUUCUGGUAAAAAUUAUGCAGCACAUAUACAUGCAGCAUUGACAGCGAUCAUGAAAGAAUCCUUCGAAGAAGAUUAUCGAAAAUUAGCCAUAGUAGUUGGUGUUUUGGAUGCAGUUGCGGAAUUACUAAUAUUUGAAGUUAAUGUUUUUGGCAUUGAUUGUCCAAUAGAGAAUCGUACAAUUAGGAAGUUGAUAGCAAGUACUCUAACAAAUUUAACGUUUGGAAAUGCCCACAGUAAACGUCGUCUAUGCUCUCAUCCAAAUCUGAUAGAAUAUACUAUCAAAAUCAUUGAUGAUUCUCGUGGUCUUUCUCAGGUAUAUGCUGGUUUAUUACGUAAUUUAUCUUGGAUGGCAGAUGCUCAAAUGAGUGCUACUUUAGCUCCAUCAGUUCCAGCUCUUGUACGAGCUUCUCUACGAGCAUAUCAUACAGCGGAAACAAAAUGUUUAUGUGCUACUCUUUCUGCUCUUUGGAAUUUAGCGUCUCAUUCACGAGAUAAUAAAAAGGCUUUAUGUGAAGAGCCGAAUUUUUUAGAAAUGCUUGUAGAAUUGUCUACAAAUGAUGCGCGAUAUACGACACUGGUUGAGCCUGCGACUGGCGUCUUAAAGUAUGCAUCUAUGUAUAUGGCUGUAGUUGGUUCAGACCAUUAUCUGUCUCCAAGUGCUGUUCAUAUGAUGAUGUUUCGUCUAAUGGGUCUUUUAAAUAGUCCAUCGUUUACUGUUAUUGGAAACGUCUUAGGGGUGUUGUCGCAAUUGCUGGCCAAAGAUCUUCAGCUACGAUCUCAUAUUGUAGUAAAUCAAAAAGCUAUGGUAUUACUAAAUCAUCUUCGCAAUUCUACUCGUGAUGACAUCCGUAACCCAGUUAAAACUGUUUUGAAUUAUUUGAAUUCAUCAGAUGUGUCUGGAACGUAUGCUUCCGCUUCAACGCAACCUCAUUCGCAUGGUGGCAUGUCGUCUUCUUAUACUGGUACAGCGACCAUUGUUCCAUUUUAUUCUGAUUCAUCUCGGCUAUUAAAAUAUCGUUCAUCUCAUUCUCAUACUGCUAGUGCAUUGGCCGGAAACAUGAACAAUGCUCUCAAAACUGAAUUUUUCCCGUAUUCUUCAUGUGGCUCAUCUGUGCAGCAAGGUUUCGCUCCUCGCCCGGGUGAUCGUUCUCAUCAUCAAGAACAGUUUGCAUCUCUUCCACGUCAUUUUUUUCAGAAAACUAAAAUUUCAAAUACUGCCUCUAAUGGAAAUGAUGAUAAGUAUUUCGAACAAAGUAAAGUAGCAGCGCAACUUUCGUCUUCAAUACAAAGUCUUUGCUUUAGUGACACUGUUACAACUGCCCUGUAUCCUAUUCGUCAAGAGCAAGUGACCAAUUCGAAUAAUUCAAGAGAUAUUAAUACUGAAAAUGCACAAAAUCUUAGUUUGGAAGAUAAUGGGAAUAGAGAGGAAUUACGCUGUCUGGACAGGCCUGAUGAUCCUUCUUUUGAGGUCGAAGAUAGUGUACGAUGUACUCGUUGCACCAGUACACAGUCUCUUUCCUCACUUCUACCGGGAGAAAAAAGUACGUGGGAUAGUUGUAACAAUUCUGCAGCCGAAAGCAAUCGUUUAUCUCCUCUUAGUGCUACUGAAAUUCCUGAUUCGCCUACACACUGUGCACUUGUACGUAAUUCAACAACACUUUCUGCUCGUAAUUUGGAUUUAACUGCGAGUACUGAGGACCAGGUAAACAGUGAAGCUAGUCCAUCUAAAAAAAAACAGCAUCAAGUUUCAAAGUCAGAUCCUGUGCUCACAGUGCCUAAUGUGCAAAAAUCAUCUGAUGGAGACGGCAGUUCUAAUACUGGAGAUGGAAAAACAGAGGACGAUUAUGGAAGUUUCUUAGGUCGUGCUGAUUCGGAGUUGUUGAAUCAAUCAAUUGAAGAUGCAAUGCCUAAAAGAGUGGAAAUCAACGAAGAAUUUUUAGCUGAUAUGAUUGAACAAGCACAACCAAAACCAUCACCUGUAAAACAUUACAAUAGUGCUGGAGGGCGAAAUUUCAUAAAAACAACUGCUUAUUUUUAUACAAAAGUCGGUUUCAUUUUAGCAGGCAGCGACGACUUUUUGCUGCAAAGUAUUGCCAGCGUAUUACCCCAGAAUUCAAGCUCUUGGAAUAGUCCCUCAGGCGUAGGAUCACCUCCAAAAAAAUCGAAAGCUAUGGCGAACGAUACUGUGCGCACGUCAAGUGGCCCCAAGCGUACUUCAAAUGCGGUUUUUUCAAGUAUGCACAAUCGUCUCAUUCACAGCUGCUCUGCCAUACAAACAAAAGAAUUGCGGCCAAAUAAUAUAAAUUUGAAAUCGAAAUUUGAAAGUAAAACGUCGGAUUCGCCCAUUUCAUUCGAUGCAGCAUUAGAAAAUUCUUUCAUUGAUGGUCCAGGAACUUCUGAAAAAACUGAAAGUGCUUUGUUAUUGAUUCAUCAAUAUUCUAGUGAUAAUGAUAAGGAGACUAUGAUGUUAAAUGAGGAUAACUACAGUCCUUUAACUGAUAACAUUUGUGCUGUGGACAAGAAUAUUCCUCAAGAUGUUGACGAGGAUUUCCAUGCGGAGCAACUCAUAAUUGAUUGUAGUGUUGUAUCAGAUACUGUCAAACAAACUUGUGUGAGGCCAUUUCAGAAAGAGAAGUAA
Thelazia callipaeda (thelaziosis nematode) is the source of this 2958-nucleotide messenger RNA. NCBI's taxonomy places the organism in Eukaryota, Metazoa, Nematoda, Chromadorea, Rhabditida, Thelaziidae. The record is from the annotation of a GenBank genome assembly.